AUGCCCACCCCACCACCGGGCACCGUGUUCGACGCGUCCACAAGUGAGACUGGAGAUGGAGCAUCCAUCCUCUUCUCGGAACAGGUCCGCGCAGACACCUACGACAGUGCAGGCCCCAGCACCACUUCAUACCACAACCACCAAAACCAACGUCGCGGGCACGCAGCAGAACCCGAGGGGGACGACGGAGACAACGACACUGAACCGGACGCCGGAAGCAUGUUCUUCUACGUCGUCGACGACAGCGUUCCCACUACGGCUGGUAUCAUGCCGCCAGGACAAGGAAAGGAGCGCGAGGACGAGGCAAUGGAUCAAGACGAACACGACCCACCACCAGACGUCGACAUGAACUUUUGGCUCGAGUCCGGCGAGGAAGGCGACGAGGACGUAGAGGGCGGUGGCGAGACUACACCAAGAGCAGCACCGGCACCAGAAGUAGCAGCAGCCCCAACACCUCCACCACCACCGCCGCCCAUUUUGGAGGUGACUGUGCCUACCGACAAUGAGACGAGCAGCGUUCCCCGGCCCGUCCGCGAUGACAGGUACUGCUCUGCGGAAGUUGUGGAAUCGGAUGAUGACGUCUAUGUUGAGCCAGCAAGUUACCACUCUGGCGACUCGGACGAGUACGAGAUGGAUCACCGACCAUGGUUGGAACGUACGGCCAUCAAGCGCGACAUUCAAGAACUGUACGCCAUUACCGGCAUGCAGAACUCUUUCCUGGGAACUGAACGCUACCGUGCAGUAGAUCGUCUAGGAGAAGGCACCUUUUCAUCCGUCUACCUCGCGCACGACACACUCCAUCACCUCUAUGACAACCGGUCCUGGCGUGAAGAGGACGAACUCAGUCUGAGCGCAAACGGCAAAGUCAAGGUCGCACUCAAGAAGAUUCUUGUCACCAGCUCGCCCUCGCGUAUCGAGAACGAGCUGUCCAUCCUCGAGAACCUGCGAGGGUGCAGAAACGUCUCCCCCCUCAUCUCGGCGUUCCGCGACGAGGACCAGAUUGUCGUUGUCCUCCCCUUCCACCCUUCGGACGACUUUCGCUACUUUUACCGCUUGAUGGACCCACCAAAGAUCAAGCAGUACAUGACCUGCCUGUUCCGCGCGCUCAAGGACACGCACUCGAGAGGAAUCAUCCACCGUGAUGUCAAGCCUGCCAACUUUCUCUUCGACUAUGAAACCGGGCAUGGGGUCCUCGUCGACUUUGGUCUUGCGGAACGCUAUGCUCCUCCACGCCGACCGAUGUGCCAGCACGAGAUUGCGACCCCGGCGUCACCACAUGGUACAAGAACCAAGACUAGCGACACUGUCGCUGUCGAGCAAGCUGUCUAUGACGCGAGGAAACGCGCAAAGUCUGGAGACGGUCGUGUUGGUUUUAGGCAAGAAGACAGCCGCCCUGCCAUCAAGACAAACCGCGCCGGUACACGAGGCUUCCGCGCACCUGAAGUGCUCCUCAAGUGUCCAGAUCAGACAGUCGCGAUUGACGUAUGGUCUGCAGGCGUGAUGCUGCUCUCGAUGCUCGCACACAAGUUCCCAGUUUUCAACUCGACUGAUGACGUCGAGUCUCUCAUGGAGAUUGCGGCUGUGUUUGGCCGUGGGGCAAUGGAACGAUGUGCAUUAUUGCAUAACCGUACCAUCAUGACCAACGUCCCUACGGUGGAUCACCCUCCCGACUCGCUUGCUGCACUCAUCCUGCGUCUCAACCCACACCUCUACACGCCGCACCAGGCACAGCCCACUCGCGAGGAGGCGUUGGCACACAUUACCGAUGUUGAUGCCGCGUUUGACCUGUGUGGACGGCUGUUGCGGCUCGAUGCGACCACCCGUAUCACUGCUGCUGCAGCGUUGCGACACCGAUUCCUUGCCAACGAUGAGGACGACGGACCAGACGAGAUUCUUGAUGUGACCGAGGGCAAGUGUGGACACCUGCACCAGAUCACCGAAGAUGGCACCCACCAAGCUCGCUUCGGAGACGUGAUCGAGGACAUGCGUUAUGGACAAGGCAUCCCGACAUCGCGCGACGCGUUGUGUCCCGAGCACGAGCACUGGCAGCAGCGGAGCGGUGUCAACCCCCUAGGUGCAGCUUAUGGCGCCACGCUCGACGACGAGUAUUACGAAGACGCCGGGUUCCACGUCAAAGAUGAACAUGCCGGAUGGGACGAUGUGGGGCCAGCCCGCACAGUCAUCUGA
This is a messenger RNA of Apiotrichum porosum, 2187 nucleotides long. RefSeq lists its product as uncharacterized. Gene Ontology annotation, cellular component: cytosol; protein kinase CK2 complex; nucleus. Gene Ontology annotation, molecular function: ATP binding; protein serine/threonine kinase activity. NCBI's taxonomy places the organism in Eukaryota, Fungi, Basidiomycota, Tremellomycetes, Trichosporonales, Trichosporonaceae. The record is from RefSeq and is a predicted model, not a curated record. The transcript has 3 exons. The coding region runs from base 1 to 2187 and encodes 728 amino acids. Gene Ontology annotation, biological process: protein phosphorylation.